Molecule: messenger RNA, 1581 nt
Organism: Adineta steineri
Lineage: Eukaryota; Metazoa; Rotifera; Eurotatoria; Adinetida; Adinetidae
Source: the annotation of a GenBank genome assembly
AUGGCUACAUAUCCGCGUACCUAUCGAAUUCAUCACAAAUUUCUAUCGUCUAAUCAUAAAUUUGAAAUUGAUAAUGGUACCGAUGAAAUACUAUAUACUGUUCGUGCAACUCUAUUUCCAACAUUCGAUAAAUUUUCUAUUUGUGAAACAUCAGGUGGCAAAGAAUUAAUCAAAAUUCAAAGAGAAGAUCAGCAUCUUCAUUUAACAUAUAAUAUUUCAGCAGUCAUGGAAAACGACAGUGCUACUCAACAUUUAGCAACAGUCAGACGAAUUCAUGGUCGACAUGAACAUCAUUUGCAUGGUAAAUUUGAAAUAGAUUCAAUUUAUGGAGUAUAUAAAUUAGAACGUAAUGCAAAUCGAUCUGAACAUGAAUUUAAAAUAAUAACUGGCGAGAAGACUGUGGUUGAUGUAACUCAUUUUACGAAAUUAGAAAAUAUAUAUAAUGUCGAAAUAAAUAGUGAUGAAGGAGCUGUUGAGGGCUCAUGCAGCGCUUGGUCACCAGAAUUCAAGCGUACCGUAAAUGGUUCAUGUCGUACAAUGUGUGUAGGUUCUGAGCGAAACGCUGGCCAACAAUCAUAAUGGUCGGAAAGUAAUGAUAUGAAUCAUGCACGCCGAUCCCAUACAGCAUCCAUAUUAAAUAAUGGAAAAGUUUUAGUUACUGGAGGAUUUAAUAGAGGUGUUAUGAAUUUUGCAGAAUUGUAUGAUGUAGAAUCACAAAAUUGGACAACUAUUAAUAGCAUGAAUCAAUCACGAGGUGAGCAAACUGCAUCCUUGUUGAACAAUGGAAAGAUUUUAAUUGCUGGUGGACUUUCCAAUGAUUUUUUAAGUAGUGCAGAGUUAUAUGAUCCAGAAACAGAAACAUGGACAAUUACGGAUAGUAUGAAUAGUAGACGAGCUGAACAUGCAGCAACUACAUUAGCAAAUGAAAAAGUAUUAAUUACUGGCGGAUUUGGAGAUGGAAAUACGCUCAAUACUUCUGAGUUGUAUGAUUCAUUAACAGAGACCUGGACAAUUACAGGAAGUAUGAAUUACGAACGAAGCAAACAUACAUCAUCUCUGUUAAUCGAUGGAAAAGUAUUAGUUACUGGUGGACAUGUUAGAGGUACGUAUUUAGAUAGUGUUGAAUUGUAUGAUCCAGAAACAGAAACUUGGACAAUUCUUGAUAAGAUGACUAUUGCACGAAGUCAACACACAGCAUCUGUUUUACCCAAUGGGAAAGUAUUGAUUGCGGGAGGAUUUGAUACACAAAGCAUUAAUAUUACUGAAUUGUAUGAUCCGUCAACUAAAACGUGGAAAAUUAUUAACAGUAUGAAUCAUGGUCGAUGGGAACACACAGCAUCCGUCUUACCGAAUGGAAAAGUAUUAGUUGUUGGUGGAUAUGAUCAUAAUGCUGUAAAUACUGCAGAAUUAUAUGAUCCAUUAACAGAAAUUUGGACAAAUGUUGGUAACAUGACUCAUGCACGAGGUGAACAUACAGCAACUUUAUUGAACAAUGGAACAGUUUUAGUUACUGGAGGAACCCUUGGUGGUUCGGCAGUGACUAAUACUACAGAACUAUAUCAAUCGUUUGAAAUAAACUAA